AUGGCGUCGCGCAAGGAGCAGUUAGAGGUAGAGGAGCAGUUAGAGGAGCAGGUAGAGGAGCAGGUAGAGGAGCAGUUAGAGGAGCAGAUAGAGGAGCAGUUAGAGGUAGAGGAGCAGAUAGAGGAGCAGUUAGAGGAGCAGGUAGAGGAGCAGUUAGAGGAGCAGGUAGAGGAGCAGGUAGAGGAGCAGUUAGAGGAGCAGAUAGAGGAGCAGAUAGAGGUAGAGGAGCAGUUAGAGGAGCAGGUAGAGGAGCAGUUAGAGGUAGAGGAGCAGUUAGAGGAGCAGGUAGAGGAGCAGUUAGAGUUAGAGGAGCAGAUAGAGGAGCAGUUAGAGUUAGAGGAGCAGUUAGAGGAGCAGUUAGAGGUAGAGGAGCAGAUAGAGGAGCAGUUAGAGGAGCAGAUAGAGAAGCAGAUAGAGGAGCAGUUAGCGGUAGAGGAGCAGUUAGAGGAGCAGUUAGAGGUAGAGGAGCAGUUAGAGGUAGAGGAGCAGGUAGAAGAGCAGAUAGAGGAGCAGUUAGAGGUAGAGGAGCAGUUAGAGGUAGAGGAGCAGGUAGAGGGGCAGUUAGAGGAGCAGUUAGCGGUAGAGGAGCAGUUAGAGGAGCAGAUAGAGGUAGAGGAGCAGGUAGAAGAGCAGAUAGAGGAGCAGUUAGAGGUAGAGGAGCAGUUAGAGGUAGAGGAGCAGGUAGAGGGGCAGUUAGAGGAGCAGAUAGAGGAGCAGGUAGAGGUAGAGGAGCAGAUAGAGGAGCAGUUAGAGGUAGAGGAGCAGAUAGAGGAGCAGUUAGAGUUAGAGGAGCAGUUAGAGGAGCAGAUAGAGAAGCAGAUAGAGGAGCAGUUAGCGGUAGAGGAGCAGGUAGAAGAGCAGAUAGAGGAGCAGUUAGAGGUAGAGGAGCAGUUAGAGGAGCAGAUAGAGGAGCAGUUAGCGGUAGAGGAGCAGUUAGAGGUAGAGGAGCAGGUAGAGGUAGAGGAGCAGGUAGAGGAGCAGGUAGAGGUAGAGGAGCAGUUAGAGGAGCAGAUAGAGGAGCAGUUAGCGGUAGAGGAGCAGUUAGAGGUAGAGGAGCAGUUAGAGGAGCAGGUAGAAGAGCAGAUAGAGGAGCAGUUAGAGGAGCAGGUAGAAGAGCAGAGCUGGGAGCUGAGCGGGACAUCAACAGUCCUGAUGAAUGGCAGCAGGCCCGUGGUGGAGGUGGUCCGUCUGGGCCUGGUCUCCUACCAGGAGGCUCUGCGGCUGCAGCAGGUCUAUGUAAACCGCCACAGGUCUGGUCCGGCUCACGCUUUGCUGCUCUGCCAGCACCCGCCCGUCUAUACCACCGGGAUCCGCCAUAAACCUUACCCCGCCCACCUGCUGGACCGUCUGCACCUGCUGGGGGCUGACGUCCACCGCACCAACCGAGGAGGACUCAUCACCUUCCAUGGGCCGGGACAACUGGUCUGCUACCCGGUCCUCAAUCUGAGCUGCUUCAAGAAGAGUGUUCGCUGGUACGUCUGUGAGCUGGAGAAGACCAUCAUCUCCCUUUGCAGCCAUUUCGGCCUUGAAGCAUCUACGUCUCCUCACACCGGCGUCUGGAUCGGAGACAACAAGAUCUGCGCUAUCGGAAUCCACUGCGGUCAAUACGUCACCUCUCACGGCUUGGCUCUGAACUGUAACACCGACAUGUCGUGGUUCAGCCACAUCGUGCCGUGUGGUAUCGAAGGUAAAGGAGUGACAUCACUGAGCGCUGAGCUGCAGAGAGACGUCAGUGUGGAGGAAACUGUCCCUCACCUGCUGGACGCCUUCAGAGACCAGUUCAACUGUCAGCUGACAGACGGACGCAGAGCGGACGAUCGUCAGAAUACAAACUGACUUUGUUAUAAAAUAUGACAGAAGUUGUUUCGAUCAGUUCAGGUUGUGUUCAGUGCGAUCUGUGGUGUGUCCCUCACUAAGAAGGCUGUUAAACUACUUUGUUAUUUACUGAUAACAUUUUCAAAAAAAAGCUCUGAAGUUGUACUUUGAAAUGACCUUAUUUUUUUAUUUAAGAUCCAGUCAGGUUAUGUUUCUAGUUAAAGUUACGAGGCUGAGCUAAAAUUCAGGGUCAAUUAAUGGAACAUGUAUUUGGUCUAUUAAAGGGUUUUCAAUUCAUUUUCUAACAGAUAAAACAAGAGGAAAACAAAAUAAAGGCCUUUAACGUUCCAGAUAAGAGUCCAGUACACUUGAAGCCUCUAAAACAGGACCGAACACAUCACAAAAAUACCCCAUAAUACAAUCCAUUAAAUUACCCUGAUUACAUCAUCACGAAUGGCUGAAAUGAAUGUGUUUAAAGGUAGAAGUUAAGUCAGUGACGACAACCAAAGAGUGAACUACUGACACCGCUCUGCCUCAGUUUUACAUUUCUGUUUCUGUUCAGUGAACAACAUUUUAAUCUGAUGCUAGGUGGUUAGCAUGCUAACUACAGUACAUGUAUAUCAUAAUGUCAAAACUGUUUUGUUUUCACAUUUUGAUAAUGAUUUUGAUUAAAUUUGUUCUCAACUAAAAACUACAUAAGUGUACCUUUAAUAAUAAUAAUAAUACAAAAAAGAUGCUUAGA
This is a messenger RNA of Acanthopagrus latus (yellowfin seabream), 2557 nucleotides long. RefSeq names its product lipoyl(octanoyl) transferase 2 (gene lipt2). Gene Ontology annotation, biological process: protein lipoylation. The record is from RefSeq and is a predicted model, not a curated record. The transcript has 5 exons. The coding region runs from base 1 to 1836 and encodes 611 amino acids. Lineage: Eukaryota; Metazoa; Chordata; Actinopteri; Spariformes; Sparidae. Gene Ontology annotation, cellular component: mitochondrion. Gene Ontology annotation, molecular function: lipoyl(octanoyl) transferase activity.